Heterobasidion irregulare TC 32-1 is the source of this 657-nucleotide messenger RNA. RefSeq names its product glycoside hydrolase family 45 protein (gene gh45.1). Bases 1 to 657 code for a protein of 218 amino acids. The record is from RefSeq and is a predicted model, not a curated record. Lineage: Eukaryota; Fungi; Basidiomycota; Agaricomycetes; Russulales; Bondarzewiaceae. The transcript is spliced from 4 exons.
AUGAAGUUAUUGUUGUCUGUCUCACUUGCAACCGUCUACGGUGCCAUCUUCGUGCAUGGGACACUUGACACCCGCGCCACGGGAGGCUACGUCCAGAACUCCUCCGGUUCCGCUUCCUUCACCAUGUAUUCUGGCUGUGGUUCUCCAGCAUGCGGAAAGACUGCCUCAGGUUUCACCGCAGCAAUCAACCAGUUAGCGUUCGGGUCCGGGCCUGGACUGGGUCCGGGCGACGCGUGUGGCCGCUGCUUCUCGCUGACGGGUCAGGCGGACCCUUACUCACCUGCUUUCACGGGCCCGUUCAAGACUGUCAUCGUGAAGGUCACCGACCUGUGCCCCGUCUCUGGCAACGAAGAAUGGUGCGGCCAGUCGACGUCUGCCACGACAAACCAGCACGGCGCGCCUUUCCACUUCGAUCUAUGUGAAGAUACGGGCGCAGCUGCGGCGUUCUUCCCGUCUGGUCACGCCAAUGGUCAGGAACUGACGGCUCAGGUUUGUGGAAUGGAGCUUGCCUCAACGGGGAGUCUGCAGGUCUUUGGCCCUCAGGCGUUGGCUGCGGCAACCAAGGUUCAUCUGAUCGAUUUCUACUCAUUCGAACUGUCGGACUCACUCCGCGAUAUUGACAGGCACCGCUCCUUCGUAAAAUACCCCGUGUCAUAA